Molecule: messenger RNA, 930 nt
Organism: Empidonax traillii (willow flycatcher)
Lineage: Eukaryota; Metazoa; Chordata; Aves; Passeriformes; Tyrannidae
Product: butyrophilin subfamily 1 member A1-like
Exons: 4
Coding region: 1-930 (309 amino acids)
Source: RefSeq, a predicted model, not a curated record
AUGGCCCGGCCCGGCAGCACCCGAACCACGCGGAGCAGCCGCUGCUGUGCCCGAGCUCAGGUGCCUCAGCAAACUCACACUUCUCUCUUCCUCCUCCGGUGGUCUCUCCCAGGUCCAUUCCAAGUCACAGGACCCCCCAACCCCAUCACCGUGGCCAAGGGCGAGAACGUGGUGCUGCCCUGCGGCUUCUCCCCAGGGCAGGAUGCACUGGACACGGAGGUGAUCUGGUUUCGGGAGCAGUUCUCGCCCUUUGUGCAUCGCUACAACGAGGGCCAGGACCAGUACGGGGAGCAGAUGCUUCAGUACCAAGGGCGCACUGAGCUGCGGAAGGACGGCCUUGCCAAGGGCAGCGCGGACUUGAAGCUUUUCCAUGUCCGACCAUCUGACACAGGGACUUACACCUGCUUUGUUCGCCGUGGCUCAGAUUACGACGAGGCUCAGGUGGAGCUCAAGGUGACAGCCAGAGGCUCUGCCCCACUCAUCGCGCUGGAGCGCUACGAGCACGGGGGGAUCCGCGUGGCCUGUCGCUCAGCCGGCUGGUACCCACAGCCCCAGGUGCUGUGGCACGAUCCCCACGGGCAGCAUCUCCCAUCCCUCUCGGAAAACACUGCCCAGGACAAGAAUGGGCUCUUUGCAGCUGAGAGCAGCAUCAUCCUCACCAGAGGUGUGAACCAGGAACUGUCCUGCUCGGUGCAGCACAUCCCGCACACACCAGAGCAGGAAUCAGCCCUUUAUGUGUCAGUCACGGACCGGCCUCACCCCGGACGCUGCGCGGACCACCGCGCCGCCGCGGCGCGGCUCAAGGGUUCUUACCGACCCUCCCCGCGCACGCCCCGGCCCCUGACUGAGCGUAUUUCCUUCUUACGUCUCAACAAGCGCUUUGUUCGGUCACUGGCCACGUCCCUCGCGGAAGCUUGGAAACGCAGUUAA